AUGGCAAGAAAGAAAAGCAAGCAGCAAGGCGUCGCUCAGAAGGAGCUUGUACCUGGCCAGCAGACCGUACCGAAGAACCCAGUCUCUCCCGGCGAUGCAACUGGCGGCGACGGCGGCGGCGAAGAUGCUGGAGAUAGGCUGAACACCACCAGGGCGAACCAGUCGAUGCAUACCUGCUGCCUCCUGUGCCACCGUGAAUUUAAGGACUGGGGGGCGAACUCAGUGAACGGGCUCCAUGCGGUACACGACACCAAACUGGCUGACGCUGUGCCUGUACAGGCCUUAUUGUGGGACGCGCCAUGCCGUAAGUUGGCUGAGUCCCUGCUGGGAGAGGUGCCUCUGUGGAUCUGUCAGAGCUGCUGCAAGAGUGUGGAGGAGGAGGAAAGAAGGAGUGCCCAGGAGCAGGCAACAGGGGUACCAUUGUCACACUCUUCCUCUUGUAAGUUCCAGGGCUGUGGGAAUGGCUACCCGGAGCAAAGUACUGUGGAUUGGGACCCGAGUUCCUUCCUGUCAGCCCACAAACUCUCAGGGCUCUGGAACUCGGCCCACACCAACGGAGGGGAUCACUGCAACCACAACGCGCCCUUACACAUACAACAAGGUAUUACAGCAGGAUCAGCCUGCCAGGAGAAGAGAGGACUUCACGAAGCACCCGGAAAAUCUGCUAAAGCCCCAAUCGCCAAAGUGUGCCCCUACAGUCACCCGCUUACCCAGAAUUCCAGUGGCUCGACUGCUGGGACCCCCCUGUCUACCUCAACUGACCUGUGCAAGACCACUCCCAAGCAUUUCAAGAAUGUGUGCCGUCGACCAACGCCACCAGGUGAAGCCUUCCACACCAGUGACCAUCAUCUACACACAGACUUGUCGGUACCGCCCAAUAGUCCCACGGGCCUGUCUUCACAGCAUACCUCCCGACUACCACCCAAAUCCAAUUCGGGACAACACAACCACGUAACUUCCUCAUCUGCCAAUGCUGUCGCAGGCCACACUCCUUUCUCCCCCCUGGUACCCAAUCUCCAUGGGUCCACAGCAAAAAGGGCUUCUUGUAGUCCUGAGAGUCCGACAUUAGCUCAUAAGUCCAGUCCCUGCAAAAAUCCCCACAUUCCUCCUGUGAACACACAACAUAGCAAAUCGGGCACACCUGUGGCAGGCUGUAACCACAGUUGUAAUGGACACAGUACGGGAUCUGUGCCCUCUACAAAUGUGGGAAACGUGUCAGCUGGGGCCUGCAGGGACCAGGCAUGUAAGGGGCACAAAUGGACAGCACUAGAGAUAGAGGAAGUUGAAGAUGAAGACAGUAGCUCUGAGAGAAGCUCUUGCGCAUCCUCUUCCACAAACCAGAAGGACGGAAAGUACUGCGACUGCUGUUAUUGCGAGUUCUUUGGACACAAUGCGCCGCCAGCUGCUCCGACGAGUCGAAACUAUGCUGAGAUCCGAGAGAAGCUCCGGUCACGACUCACCAGACGCAAGGAAGAGCUGCCUCAGCGCCAGGACUCAGAACUGACAGGGUCUGGUGCCAUUGACAACCGGGAUGUAGAUGAAUUGCUAGACUUCAUCAACAGUUCUGAGCCCAAACCCGUUAACAGUGCCAAGGCGGCCAAAAGGGCAAGGCACAAACAAAAGAAGAAGGAAAAAGCUCUACAGAGCAAUGCGACUACUACAGCCAGUGAUCCCCUAUCUAAUCCAUCAGAGUGCAUAGAUGAGCCCAUGCCUGACACUGCUGAAGCCUCACGGUUAUUGGAUUGGCCCCAGCUGGAACUUGAGCGGGUCAACAGUUUUCUCACCAGUCGACUGGAAGAGAUUAAAAACACCAUCAAAGACUCCAUUCGGGCUUCGUUUAGCAUGUACGACCUCAAUCUGGACGUCAAUGACUUCCCAAAAAAGGCAGCUACGCUGGAAGGCAACCAUUUACUGUCUCAUCUGAACGGCUCCUCUGAUUUGCAGCAGAUAGACCUCGACUUGGCCCCUCUUUCGUUGGGAACCUUUAAGAACCAUCUGGACAUAGUUAAUGGAUGGGAGGACACAAACACCCAGAAUACCGCCACUACCACCACCGCCACAGCCCCAGCUACUGCACUCUCGGGCGGGUCCAAGGACAUCCAGCGCUUGAACACUACACCCAGUCUUUCCAAGCUCAUUAGAGUCCGUUCCCCAGAAAAAUGCACUUCCUCCGCAUCUGAUAGUCCACCACAGGUACCGGCCCAAGUUACAGCUAAAUCAAAGGAGGAUAUUUCAGAUCCUAAGAACAGCACAAUUGGGAAUGGUGGUACAAAGUCAAAGAAGAGUAAAAAGCAACAGCAAAAAUUGGAGCCGUCGUUUACAGAGCACAAUUCUAAAGUCACAGAGUCAAAAAUGACUGAAAUAAUUUGUAAUGGCUCAAAAGUUGCACUUAAACAAGUUCAUCAACCAGUGGACAACCAGAGAAAUGGUUUGAAAAAAGCUGAGGAUAGCAGAUCAUCCAGAAAUUCAGCAGCCAAUGGAGCUAACGUUGGCCCAUCCAAUUCACACAAGAUUAAAGGUGACACCGAGAUGCGUGCAGUCCGAUGUGAACAGGAAUUCGAAAGCAAGUCUCAUCUAGCCAUUCUGACAAACGGGCAGCAUCAGGUGCAAUCCAAGGGGAAAAAUAAGAAGAACAAGAACAAGGGUGAAAAAUCUACUGGUGCUAUUGAUGAUGUCUUUCUCCCAAAAGAUGUGGAUCCUACAGAAAUGGAUGAAACUGAUAGAGAAGUGGAAUACUUUAAAAGGUUCUGUCUCGAUUCGGCAAAACAGACCCGCCGGAAGGUCGCGGUGAAUUGGUCCAACUUCAGUCUCAAAAAAGUCCCCUCCAAUGCAGCUCAAUAA
This is a messenger RNA of Nerophis lumbriciformis (worm pipefish), 2841 nucleotides long. NCBI's taxonomy places the organism in Eukaryota, Metazoa, Chordata, Actinopteri, Syngnathiformes, Syngnathidae. The record is from RefSeq and is a predicted model, not a curated record.